AUUGUAGGUACAAGAGCCUCUUCUUUCAAUUUGAGAACAAAACAAUAUAUAAAAUGGUGGCAAAGUGUAGUAACUGUGCUUUACUGAUUAUAGCAGUGGUGCUUUUGUUUUCUACCACAGGCUCUUAUAGGAUAUUCCCACCAAAUGCACCCAACCUCACCACCGUGGAGCCGCCUUCCUCUUCCUUCAAUAAUUCGGAAAGACAGGCAUUGAUUCAGAGUGGCUGGUGGGGUAGUCAUCACGCCAUUGACCCAAACCAUUGCUAUUGGCGGGGCGUUAGCUGCGACGAUGCUGGAAGUGUUGUAGGGAUUUACGGAUGGGAAUUGAAUUACGAAUCCAAAUUAUUGCAGCUACAGACCUUGAACUUCACGGCCUUCCCCAAUUUGGUUUCUAUGAGUCUUGAUGGAAUGGGGCUUACCGGAAGCAUCCCCAAAGAAAUUGGUACUGUUACAAAGCUUUCUUAUCUUGUUUUGUCGAAUAAUAGUCUUCAUGGUAAACUGCCUCCAACACUUUCAAAUCUUACUCAGCUUGAGUUCCUUUAUGUUUCUUUUAAUUCUCUUAGUGGCAUCAUUCCUUCUACUUUUAGUCUAUUGGAGAAUUUGAUCGUUCUCGAGUUAGAUUCAAAUCAAAUUGAAGGUCCCAUACCACUACAAAUAGGGAAUUUGAGUAAUCUUAUAAAGUUGAAUCUUUCACACAAUUUACUCAAUGGUUCAAUUCCUUUUACCUUGGGACAAUCAAAGAAUUUGAUAUAUCUCAACUUAGAUUCAAAUCAAAUUGAAGGACAUAUACCAAUAGAAAUAGGAAAUUUGAAACAAUUACAAAUAUUAAAUCUUUCAAGUAACUAUCUCUCUGGUCAAAUACCUCUUCAAAUAGAAGCAUUGGUGUCUUUACAGGAGUUAUACAUAGACUUCAAUCAAAUAAAUGGUUCCAUUCCUUCGGAGUUUCAAAAUUUGAUCAAUUUACACACUUUGUAUCUUUCUCAUAAUAUGAUAUCUGGUGUUAUACCACCUAAGCUGUUUCAGCUCCCGAAUUUGGUCUCUCUUCAUCUUUCUAACAAUCAAUUAGGUAGAAACAUACCAUCAGAGAUAAGAAAUCUUGAUUUUCUCUGUGACGUAAACCUAUCUAAUAACAAGUUAGAAGGAUUGAUCCCAUCUCCAAUACUAAACUGUUUCAUGAGUUUUGGGAAAGUAGACUUCAGUAAUAAUUUGUUAAGUGGAAAUAUUCCUUCAAAAAUCGGUUAUGUUGAUAAACUUGACAUGAGUCACAAUCUUCUUAGUGGUAGCAUACCUUUUUUGUCCAUUAGUGAUAAUCCUUAUAUUCCUUGGAGAGAAUAUUCUUUAUCAAGUUUGGAUCUUAGCUAUAAUAAUCUCACGGGUAUCUUACCUGUAGAACUUACAACUAUACCUUAUAUAAAUUUGUCAUUUAACUUUUUUGAAUGUCCACAAGGCUGCAAAGGUUUUCAUGCAAAAUCAUUAAUUGGUAAUACUCCAAGGUCUGUCAAUUCUUCCGUUCAAGUUCAAAAAACCGAAAAACCAAGGAACCUAAUUGUAAUUGCUCUUCCCAUCACUUGUUGCUUUCUCUUUAUCAUUUUUGUGGGCAUAUUAUGUUAUAUUCGAUGCACCAAUAAAGUUAAAUUUGAACAAAGUUCAAAAAAGGAUGGAGACUUGUUUUCCAUAUGGAACUAUGAUGGGAAAAUUGCAUUUGAAGACAUCAUCGAAGCAACACAGGAUUUUGAUAUUAGACACUGCAUAGGAACUGGCGCUUAUGGCAGUGUGUACAAAGCCCAACUUCCAAGUGGCAAAAUUGUUGCAUUGAAGAAACUUCACCAAAGAGAGUCACAAAAUCCAUCUUUUGACAAGAGCUUCCGCAACGAGAUUAAGAUGUUAUCACAAAUUCGUCAUAGAAACAUUGUCAAGCUUCAUGGAUUUUGUCUCCACAAUCGGUGCAUGUUUUUGGUAUACGAAUACAUGGAACGAGGAAGCUUAUUUUAUGCCUUAAGCAUGGAUGAUGAUGAGGCUAAGGAGCUAAGUUGGAGCAAAAUGGUGAAUAUCAUUAGUGGAACAGCUAAUGCUUUGGCAUACAUGCAUCAUGACUGUUUCCCACCGAUAGUUCAUAGAGAUGUAACAAGCAACAACAUUUUGUUGAACUCAGAGUUGCAUGCUGUUGUCUCGGACUUCGGAACUGCUAGACUUCUUGAUCCUGAUUCUUCAAAUCAAACAUUACAAGUUGGAACGUAUGGAUACCUUGCACCAGAAUUGGCCUAUACAAUGACUGUGACAGAAAAGUGCGAUGUUUACAGCUUUGGAGUGGUGGCAUUGGAAACAUUAAUGGGAAGACAUCCAGGAGUUCUAAUAUUGUCAUUGUUCAACUCGUCUAACAAAUACAUAAUGAUAAAAGAUCUCUUGGAUUCACGCAUCCGCUUACCAUUAUGUCAAAGAGACACUCAAGCUAUAGUUCAAGUGCUGACAUUGGCAUUGGCAUGCUUGCGCUCUGAUCCAAAGUCAAGACCAUCAAUGCAGCAAGUGGCAUAUGAACUUUCUAAUUUUGAACAAUCAUCAUUGUCUUUGUCCUUUUCUGAAAUCUCAGUUUUUCAGUUGAUAGCUUAAGAGAUAUAUUUUAUUUCAAUUGUGCAUGAGUUGCUUGAGUUAAGCUUAUCAAUAAUGUAAAUCUUGUUCCUCCUUUUAUUA
Molecule: messenger RNA, 2687 nt
Organism: Arachis stenosperma
Lineage: Eukaryota; Viridiplantae; Streptophyta; Magnoliopsida; Fabales; Fabaceae
Product: probable leucine-rich repeat receptor-like protein kinase At1g35710
Exons: 2
Coding region: 54-2606 (850 amino acids)
Biological process (GO): hormone-mediated signaling pathway; protein phosphorylation
Cellular component (GO): plasma membrane
Molecular function (GO): protein binding; ATP binding; protein kinase activity
Source: RefSeq, a predicted model, not a curated record